CUUAAGUUUUUGAUACAUGAACAUGCUUUAUGAAUUGUAAUGAAUAUUGCAAUAAACUGUGAAAACAUGAAGGAAUGGUUGUUAGAAGAGUAGAGCAGAUCAAACUACAAAAUAGAUCCUACUGCUAGCAAAAAAAGGAUAUAAGGAUAUUUAUGCCUUAUUUAAACCAUAACUGCAUUUCCCCUCAACUAAAUACAAUACUGUUCUAUAUAAGGGAUAUUCAAUAUGACUAUUUAUGAAUUAGCUGUCAAACGCGGCAAAAUAAAGUUGUUCUUACUGCAUAAUUCUAAAGAGUUUCUUAAAAUAUUUGGUUAGAUUUCAGAAAAUCCAACAAAAACAACAAAAAACAAAACAAAACAAAACAAAAAAACUACAACAUACAAUGUUAGUUUUAUAGAUUCACGCUGACUAUUUUAUAUACAGUAAUUAUCGGUAUUUCCAUUUCUGGAUGCUACCUCCGGCAUCAGUCUCCCAAAUAUCGCAACAUUGUUCAAGAUUGAUGCAAAUAGAGGUGCAACAUCAUAGAUCUAAGAUCAAAUUCCAUUAUUUAUUAUUUAAACACAGCAACGUUUCGGCAAAAUGGCCUUAAUCUUUCGUACACUGAAUUGUUUGACGUCGCUAAAUGGUACAAAUCCUAGCUAAAAAAAAAAAAAGUAUGACGACUAUUCAUUUUCUUUACGUGUUUUAUGUCGACAAAAAUAAAACCUUACGAACACCGGAGUGUUCUUUAAACGCACUUCCCUUUAAUCUCGCAACUGACCUCAUUUACUGCAGAGUUGUGAGAUUUGCAGCAGCAGUGGAUAAAAAACAUAAUUUGCUUUUGUUUUCUGGAAUCGGGGGUUUGGAACGUAAAGCGGCCAGUACCCGAAGAACUUGGAAGAGAAGGUCAUUUGCAGUAAUAUUAUUAAUGCACAGUCGUGUGGUAGUCCUACACGUAAUUUAACGACAGACCUCAGAGAUAAGGCUUGUCUGGGUAUAUAAUAAGAAAACAUCUGUCUGCAAGAAAAAUGUGCGGAAGAUAAGAGCUUCAAGGUUCCGACAGAAGUUUUAAGCUUUCUUGCAGAGAAAUGCUGUUUACUUGAACGAAAGUUCACAUCAAAUAUGUGCUGUAGGCAUCCACACAUGGGAUUGUGUUUGUUGUGAGAGCCUCUUAUACAGGGCUUGCACAGCAAUAGGCCUGCAAUGGAGGAUUUUACAACCAGAACUUAUGGAACCAGUGGAUUGGACAAUAGACCUUUAUUUGGAGAAACCUCUGCUAGGGAUCGAAUAAUCAACUUAGUUGUUGGUGGCCUCACUUCUUUGUUAGUUCUAGUAACAAUUAUUAGUGCUUUUGUCUUCCCUAACUUACCUCCGAAACCUGUGAAUGCAUUCUUCGCUGUUUGUAUCAUUAUGAGUUGCAUCUCAGUUGUUAUACUUAUUGUUUGGUAUCGUCAAGGAGAUCUGGAGCCUAAAUUCCGAAAUCUAAUUUACUAUAUUUUAUUUUCAAUUGUCCUGCUGUGUAUAUGUGCCAAUUUAUACUUCCAUGAUGUGGGGAAAUGACUGACAGCACUAUGUCUUAUAGCUAAUGCACUGAAGAAAUAAACACAAGGGCCUGAAGGAGGUCAACAGGAACAUACCUUAUACAAGCAAAGAAGGCUAUAGAAGAAUAGUUUCCUGAUAUCAAAAAUGAUUUGACAUUUAAUUUAAGUUGAUGUGGGAAAGGAUGACCUUUUUAAAAUGCCUAUACCAAUUAAAGUAUAUAACUGUUAUAGUAAACUUGAAAAGGUUAAUUACGUAAGUGGUAACAUAUGCUUUAAUUGCUUAUUAUUUACAAAGGAAAAAAAAAUGGACUCAUUUGUCAUAGGUAUUGUUUUUCCAGCAUGUAGCAGAGUUGUAAUACAGUUUUGGGUAGAAGGAAGCAUCUGAUCCAAAUAAUUAAAACUUGGACACUUGCUUUGAAAUGAUGCUUAUGCUUUAUCUACCUUGCAAGCCAGCAAAGAUACCUCUGCUUUUGGUCAUGACCAUGCUGUAUACUCUUAUUUCUGAUUUUUAAUUACAUUGUGAUUCUGCAUUAAUAAUAGGCCAACGCUAUUCUGCUUGCAUCAGAAAUAAUUUUUUGUGAUAUACAUGUAAACAAGAAGAUUUGUUCAAAGUUUAACGAAAGGCAUGAACCACAAAAAAAAUUAAAAAAAAUAAAUAUGCAAGUGUACAUUCCAACCUUGCCAGUGUUUUUAAGGUGGUGUAUUCUUUUUUGCAUUUUUGGAAAUAAAACUUCACAUUCCUUUUAUUAUAAAUUUCAUAAAUAUGCUUUGAAAAUGUGAAUUACAAGUCUUGGAUUUGUUUAGUUGAAAUAAAUGUUUUGAAAUCA
This is a messenger RNA of Polyodon spathula (Mississippi paddlefish), 2347 nucleotides long. RefSeq names its product transmembrane protein 243. The coding region runs from base 1183 to 1539 and encodes 118 amino acids. The transcript is spliced from 6 exons. The record is from RefSeq and is a predicted model, not a curated record. Lineage: Eukaryota; Metazoa; Chordata; Actinopteri; Acipenseriformes; Polyodontidae.